UGCAGCAGAGCCACAAGCAAGCUCUGUCUCUGUUUGCCUCAUCAGCUGCUGCAGCACCAGUCCAAACAUCAGAUUUAAAGACUCUCUGUGCCUUUCUAUUUCUACUCAGCUGCACAGAUGACCAGAUGAGGACUAAAAGGGAGUUAAAUAUCCUCUAAAUCUUUGCUGUUUCUCUUCUGUUUCCUAAUGCCCACGGUAGUGUGGACGGGGCAAGAGGAGGAUGGGUCCGGCUGUGGAGGCUCAGACCCAGAAGGCCAUGGAUGCAGAACAAAAGCAACAGCAGCAGCAGAACCAGCUGCAGCACCAACAGUGCUACAUGGAGAAAGGGGUGAUGCUUGAGCCCUUUAUACACCAAGUGGGGGGCCAUUGCUGCGUCCUGCGCUUUGGGGAGCAAACCAUCUGCAAGCCCCUGGUUCCCCGGGAGCAUCAGUUCUACAAGACUCUGCCUGCUUCAAUAAGGAGGUUUACCCCCCAGUAUAGAGGUGUGGUGUCAGUGAGCUUCGAAGAGGAUGAAGAGGGUAACCUUUGCCUCAUCGCCUACCCCCUCAGGAGUGAUCCAGCCUCAGACUUGGAGAACCAGGACCCCUCGAUCGACUUUGAGCCCAAAAGUGGCAAAAUGAUUUCCUCCUCUUUGCUGGUGGACAGUGAAAAUUUCAGCAAAGAUUGCCGAAGUCGCCACUCUCGCAAAGACAAAGACAAAAGUGUUCACAAGCUGCAGGGGGAUGUGGGACUGGAGUGGCUAAGGCAGGCCGAAGUCCUUUACUAUAGACUGGAGCGCAGUCAUAGCGAUGCCGUGCCACAGCUCAAACACAAUCCCUGGAGUCUCAGCUGUCAACAGCAGCACCUGCAGAGGAUGAAAGAAAACUCCAAGCACCGCAAUCAGUACAAGUUCAUCCUGCUAGAGAACUUGACGUGGCGGCACACGCUGCCGUGUGUGUUAGAUCUGAAGAUGGGCACACAGCAACAUGGAGAUGAUGCCACAGAAGAGAAGAAGGCCAAGAAGAUCAGCAGGUGCCAGCAGAGUACGGCAUCCUCACUUGGAGUCUGCCUCUCUGGGAUGCAGGUGUACCAGUCCGACACAGGCCAGCUGAUGUUCAUGAGCAAGUUCCACGGCCGCAGACUGACACGACAGGACUUCAAAGAGGCUCUGUUCCAGUUCUUCCACAGUGGACGGCGUCUACGACAUGAACUCCUCUCCCCGGUGCUGCACAGGCUCAGAGACAUGCAAGCUGCUCUGCAAACCUGUGAAUCCUACCGCUUCUACUCCAGCUCUCUGCUCAUCAUCUACGACGGAGCCCAUCAAAAGCACACACGCCAACACAAUGAGGACAGCCUCUCUGAAGAGGAAGAGGAGGAAGAUGAGGACGAGGUGGAGGCAGAACCAGAAAAGGAAGAAGAAGAGGAGGAGGAAGAAGAGGAGGUGGAGGGUGUAGCAGAUGCACUUGGUUUUCCUCACAGCCCUUCGACAUCCAGCGAUUGCAGCAGCAGCAGCAGUAGCGGGAGCACUUGUGUCAGCAAGAGUCGCUUGUCUCGCCCUGCCCCCCGCAGCCCUGAAGUGGAUGUGAGGAUGAUUGACUUUGCCCACACCACCUGCAAAUACUACCAAGAGGACAGAGUGGUGCAUGAAGGACUGGACAGUGGCUACAUGUUUGGUCUCCAGAGCCUGAUCACCAUCAUCUCUGAGCUGGAGAACCACAGCACAGACUAAAAACUGACAUGACUCAUUCAAACUCAGACUAAGAUGCACAAUAACACAGACACACCUCUGCAAGAAAAGCAGACGACUGGACUACAAAAGCGGAGAGACACUUCCUGUCUCCAUUUCAAAAUAAGACCUUGUUGUAGCUGGCCAUCUAGUGGACCCUGUUCCUGUUUUGGUGCUUCUUGAUGUUACCGUCUUGUGCGUCCAUCUUUGGGAUAUGAAACAGUCCUGCACUAAAUAGACGAGCCGUCCAUGUGACUGAUGCAGUGAUGUACCAUCAUCAUCAUCAUUCUGUUUAACCAUUAGGACAAAAAGGGUAGACAGCAAAUACAAACAGUGUGAAGCCAGAGAUAGAAGAGAUGUUUUCUUUGUCUGAUUCCAAAGAAAGAGUCAGCAUUUUGCACACGCACACACGCAACGAGACAAGCUCACACUUGUAGUGUAAGUGUGUGUCACCACUGGGACAGGGCUUUUUGAGAGACAGAUUUGUAUGUGUGUGAAGACGGUGAGCUACAGUCUGUUCAUUUUUCAUUCAGAGGCUAUAUUCAUAUAGGAAUAAGACAGAUGUGUAGAGUUAUUUUUUAUUUGACAUGUUUCAUACAGUAAACUAAAAAAUGGGAAUGGGCAGUGUUACAUUCCAUGUUAUUAAUGUUAUAAAAAUGAUAUUAAUAUUGUUAUUUGACAUGUUUGGAUACCUCUAUCUUGUAUGUUUGUGUUGUCCAGUCUUUCGGGAAAGAAAUUAAAGA
This is a messenger RNA of Cheilinus undulatus (humphead wrasse), 2448 nucleotides long. Its product is annotated as inositol hexakisphosphate kinase 2-like. The transcript is spliced from 5 exons. Lineage: Eukaryota; Metazoa; Chordata; Actinopteri; Labriformes; Labridae. The record is from RefSeq and is a predicted model, not a curated record. Gene Ontology annotation, biological process: inositol phosphate biosynthetic process; phosphatidylinositol phosphate biosynthetic process. The coding region runs from base 221 to 1708 and encodes 495 amino acids. Gene Ontology annotation, molecular function: inositol hexakisphosphate kinase activity. Gene Ontology annotation, cellular component: nucleus; cytoplasm.